Messenger RNA from Gasterosteus aculeatus aculeatus (three-spined stickleback), 3729 nucleotides. It is a transcript of the gene dcph1, whose product is annotated as damage control phosphatase 1. Gene Ontology annotation, biological process: DNA damage response. Lineage: Eukaryota; Metazoa; Chordata; Actinopteri; Perciformes; Gasterosteidae. Gene Ontology annotation, molecular function: phosphatase activity. Gene Ontology annotation, cellular component: nucleus. The record is from RefSeq and is a predicted model, not a curated record.
UGACGGUUGACCUGACAACUUUUUCCACCAUGUUUCGCGAUGUGGCUAACCUAACCUAACGUUACCUAGUCCUACCUUAGCGACCAGCACUGUCAUGUGCGAACCAGCAUCAUUGGGGUAUUGCUAACACGAAAUUCACAAAGUUGUUAUUCAACGUGCAAGCAUACCGUGUUUACUCGAUCCAAUAUCAAUAUAACCUUAUAUUUCGACGGUUUCAUUCUGCCACUAUGUAUGAUUUCACUGUAGGGAGGGCUACAAGGUUCGAUGCUAAGCUCACCUUUACGUCUAGCUAGGUGCAUUAGCUCGCUAGCUUACUGGUGCGCACACCUGCUCGUGUUAGAACGAGCGCACGAGCGCGUCGGUGGAGCGUCAAUGGUCGUCUCGUUUCCCCGCAGGUCGUUCGCCUAUUUGACUGUGAGAGACCGAAUGCCCACCAUCCUCACCAGAGUUAUCGAUACAAUACAUCGCAACAAAAACAAGUUUUUUGAAGAAUAUGGAGAGGAAGGCAUCCAAGCAGAGAAGCAAACUAUAUCUCUGCUGUCUAAGAUGAGAAAUGAGCUACUGACCGAUAAGCCACUUCUAGAACUGACAGACAGCCUGCAAGACACCGAGUCCUGGAAUCAGUACCUGCAGAGACAGCAGAAGCAGCAAGGAGACCAGGACUCUGUCAGCUGGUUCAAGUCUCCUUGGCUCUACGUGGAGUGCUACAUGUACCGCAGAGUACAGGAGGCCCUCUGGCUCAAUCCUCCCAUCAGUGACUAUGACGUCUUUAAUGAGGGAAAGACUCAGAGCUUUUUUGAGUCCCAGCAGGCUAUGAUGACCUUAUGUACAUACGUGGAGGGCCUCAACAAGAACAUGGAGGGACUCUCAAAGAAUCAGCUGCUUGAGCAUUUCAACAAACUGCUACAGGUUUCACUCUGGGGGAACAAGUGUGAUCUGUCUAUCUCUGCUGGCCAAGACAACUCACAGAAGACCAGUCCCAUUGAUUCCCUGGACAGCCUGCAACCCUUCAUCUUGGUAAAUGACUCUAACAGGGUAUGGUCGGCUCUUAUUUCUCCUCAGAGGCCGGGACAAUCUAAGGAAACCGCUUUGGUCCGAGUGGACAUUGUUCUGGACAAUUCUGGCUUUGAGUUAUUCACUGACUUGGUCUUAGCAGAUUUCCUCGUCUCCUCCCGCCUCGCCCAUGAGAUCCAUUUUCAUGGCAAAUCCUUCCCAUGGUUUGUCUCUGAUGUCACGGCUAACGAUUUUCAGUGGACCAUCCGGCAGACCACGGCGGCCAACCACAAGUGGAUGUCAAAGAGCGGCGUCCAGUGGAUGAGCCACCUGAAGGAUGGCGCGUGGUCCUAUCACGAUCAUCCCUUCUGGACUCAGCCGCAUGAGUUUUGUGACAUGGAAGCCGAUGCGCCUGACCUGUAUGCGACCCUGCAGGGGGCAGACCUGGUGCUGUUUAAGGGGGAUCUCAACUACAGAAAGCUGACCGGGGACCGGGAGUGGGACCACACAGCGAGCUUCCACACCGCACUGAGAGGUUUUGGGCCUGCGCCACUGUGCAGCCUGAGGACUCUCAAGGCCAACGUCCAGGUUGGUCUGCAGCCGGGCCAAGGCGAGCGGCUCGGCUCCCAAGAUCCUGAGUGGAUGACCAGCGGCAAAUACGCUGUCGUUCAGUUCGACAACGCAAAGUCAGAACAGAAAGACUGAGACGGGGCGGUGUGGAUUCAUCAGAACAUUACAGUUGGAGGUACCAGCAGAAGGAGUCUUUGCACCUCAUUGUCAGUUAGCUCUGCACCACCCUGGAUAGAAAUAUUUACUGUAACAGAAAGGUUUUAGUUGUACAACAUAUUUGUGCCAUGUCAUACUUCCAAUGUUAGCCAACACUUCAUUUUUCCCGAUGAUUUGAGCACAAUUGUUUACGGUCACAAAUUUAUCCUCCGAGGUAACAAAUUAAAAGUUGUUUGUUAUGGCAAAUAAUGGAUGUUGUUCAUUUUGAUGCAAAGAGCUUAUGUCCUGUUCACAAUAUGUUUACAGGUUGUGUAGAUGCAAUUGACUAUUUCAGUAUGAAUUGGGCUUUAAAAAUCAGAGCAGCUGAGCCGCUCAAUGGGUAAUGUAAUAUACAACUUCUUUUUACUCGGCUCCGGUUGUUUUAUUGUUUCAUUCUGUGGUAUUUAUAUGCACAUAUCGAAACAUGAAGAUGGCAAUUCAAAUCCAAGUAAAAGCUAUCAUUGUUUGAUAACCAUUUUGGUUAAUUUGAAAGAUGGCAGACUGUUAUUGGGGAAGUGGAACAAUAACAGUUACAAUGUGUGCUUGUUUUGUUUAACAAGGCAAACCAGACCUUCACUGACGCUGUUAUGUCAUUUAAAGUGUCCUCAUCAGUACCUCGGAGGUGUUAACUGGAUUAUUCUACUGGAUGGAUUUAGGAUUUCCAUUAAUGAGUUUGAUUUAAUAAAGAACUGCACAGCUGUUUUUUUCUUCUCCCCACUGUCUUACUUUACAAACAUUACAGAUAGAAGAUUAGAGACAAGUAAGCAACUCGCGUUUUUAUCUGGUACUUAAAACCGCAUGGUUUAUUCAUCUCAGUCAACAAUGUUCAAGCGCAGCAGCAGAAUCUUCAGCCAAAUAUUGUGAAUACAUUCACUUAAAGUGAGCAACUGCAUCUGCACACGGACAGUAAUUCAUUAGGCAACGUAAAUGUUCCCUAGUUGUGUGACAUUGUUCGUUGAUAUCUUAUAACCGUUGUUGACCUUUUAUUUGCUCUGGGUCAGUGUGGACUCAGAAGAACAUCUGGAAAUGCUGCAACAUGUGCAUUACAAUUCCAGAAUGAGCUGGGAAAACCAAAUGGAAUCAUCAAGGCUGCUUUUGUAAAUGUGGUCCGUCAUGAAAAUGACAUGAAUCAUGCCGGGACGCAUCUGAAGCCAUUUAGGGGAUUUGGCUGUUUCUUUAUAACCCUUAAUUUCCCCACUUUCUCAUUCAACAGAGUCUUCGUUUUAUUCCGGGGGAAAUGUAGAAAAAUAAUAUGUAUCAUCAUCUGGGCUGCUUGUUUUCCACUUGACCUGACAUGUCCUGAAAAUUGGGCUGUUUACUCAAGAAAGAUGUUGCAGAGAAGGGAAAAUGAAGUGCGUGUGACAGGGCCCUCGGCGGGGGAGGUUGUUGCUGCUGAUCAUCUUUAUGAGUUUCUGACUCUUCCACCCAGAAAUAAGUACGUUUAUUUCAAGAUGUUGAUUGUUUUUAGUUUUUAUUAUCUGAAAUCUGGGAUUGACAAUUUGAUAUGUUUUGACAUUGAACUCCCUUUGCAAGUGGUUUUAUUUAACCCUUCUCCUAAAUGUUGGAAAGUAAUUUAUUACUUUUUGAAGUAUUUAAGCUCUUUUCGUGCUUUUUGCAUCUUAAUGCCUGGUCCCAAUGCCUGGACGAACAGGAUCCCUGACAAUCACAACCCUCGAACUUUGGUGCAGUUAACAUGCACAUUUAAUUCUUAAAUCUUGAUUUAAAUUCUCUGAAGUUUUGCUUUGAUUUGUUUAUAUAUAGUGUUCUAUUUUAUCUGUGACUUGACCUGAUCAAGUAAUGAUUAACUGGUCCACGUUGUGGAGUAAUAAUAUCCUCCUUUCCAUGUAAUGUCACUCGGAAAAUACGAUUUUUUAUUUUAUUUUUUAUAUCUGUCAUUAUUUUGUUAACGUUUGUUGAAAUAUAUAAUUUAUGGCAUCCACCAUUCCAUUAAAAUAACCAUCAAUUCCCUCA